UUAAAUAAAAAUCACAAUGCUGCGUCAGGAGAACUUGGCCGCCAACUUCUGUGGCCUUCUGGCCAGCCAGGGACACACAGAAAAGGCGAACGAAUGGCGAAUUUUGGGGCAGGAGCAGGACGGAUCACUGUUAACAUCCUGGAUAUUUGAUUAUAUGGACGAUGAAAAGAGACGUGAGACCUGCAUUGGACAUUUCCAUGCCACCAAAAAGCAGCUGCGCCUGCUAUGGACCAUGCCCUGCUGCGAGGUCAUCCAGGCGAGCAUCAACAGCAGCGUGACUCUCCUCUCGUAUGUUGUGAAAACCGAGGGACAGUUCUACCAGGCUUUCGUGGUGGAGGUGCGCAGCACCGAAGUCGGCACGCCCACGCCCCUUAACGUGGAUCCCUCGCCGCGCCAGAUAAUGACGCAGUUUCUGUGGCGUGUGGAGGGUGCCACGCGCACCUGCUGGCAGGACAAGCUGUUGGUGCUGACCCACGAGGAAUCCAUCAAGCAGUACAAUUGCAUUGUCAAACAAAGCUCGACAACAACGCAACCUGGUGGAGCCGAAGGCAGUGCCUGGCGUCUGGACACCAGCAUACUGACCCAGGAAACACUGGCCAAGAAUUUCAGCUGGGCUCAGUGGGAUGCAGAGUGUCAGGCCCUCUACUACAUACACCUCAAGCCAAAGGCCCAGAGUCUCAGUUUGCUGGACGAACGGGAGGAGGCUGGCGAGCAGACAGCUCCCACGCUGAGUCCAACACUGUCCGCUUUUCAGUUUAACGAGAAACAGCCGACGGAAACGGUGCUCAAUAUACCCCUGAAUCUACCGAAGCUGCCAACGGGCUCCAAUGACUCCAAUGAUUCCACGCCCAGCUACGACGACGAUGCUGUUCCUCUGCGCGUGCAUGACAGCACGCUGAACUUAAUCAUUCUGGCGGACAGUUCGGGCAUGUUCUUCGUCUGCCACUAUUACCUGUACCAGCCCAUGCAGACGGAGCAGCAGGAGGUGCACUUUGCCUAUUCUGUAACGCUGUUGCAUCACGGUUGUGUGGUUCACUGUGUCAUGCCGGGCGUUCCCUGGCAGAAGGCUCGCUUGCUGCGGCCGACAUUUGCUCUGCAUGGCCAGCACCAUUUGCUCGUUUCCUCGGCCUUCUUUGUGCACCUGCUGGAUGUGGGACUGCAGCACGAGCCCAUUUGCCACAUCGUUUGUGCGGCCCACAACCGAGGGCCGGAUCUUACCCAGCUGGUGCCUCUGAGGAAGUGGGGUACCUUGGCCUAUGAUACAGCCACCUUGGACUUGGUUUCGCUGACUGUACCCAGAUCGCAUCUCAUUGAGGCGUUCCGAAAUGACAGCUCCCUGGACAAUCGCAUCAGCAUCAUUCACUAUUUUUUACUGCAUUCUAAUGAUUUGGAUGUCCUGGCAGAGCUGCUGAAUACCAUUUUGGAGCGUCCUCUAUCCCUCGAUACGGUGGCCCUGCUGAAGGAGGCCCUCGUGGCCGGCAGCUAUGCGGCCGCCAAUCGAGGUUUGCCCGAAGAAGCCAAGCCGCUGAUGAGACUCAUACCUUUGACAACGGCCGUGGCUUCGCGCUCUAUCCAUGCCCGUGUGGCUGACAUCAAUGUGGGUUUGUCGCACGAGACACUUCACAACACCAGCAUGAUGUUGCUCUCGCCGCAACAGCGUCUAUCGCCCUAUCGCACCGACAUCUGGACACGUCUCUGGGACCUUCUGAACGAGUCAGCCAAGCAGGAGCAGCCGCGAUUCAGCGCUGAACAGGUCACAGAAAAGCUGAUCUUCAGUUUGGCGUGCUAUCAGCCGGAGGCUCUCUCCCGUUCUACCACACCGAUGACGCCGGAUACGGGCACUGGUGGAUUUGGGGACUACAGCAGCAGCAGUGCGUUUCCGUUCAGCAACGAGGUGCUGCCCUUCAUAGAGCUUGAAGGAUGCACGGCCAGCAAACAGGAGCAUGUCAUCUCUGUGUAUUUACGUGAGCUGAGCGUCCAUUUGGUAAAGCACUCGUCGAAACCACAAACAGGAUUCCGCUGGCUCAAGGAGACCUUCUUCGAGCGGUCGCAGGCUCCGGCUCACGUCCAUGCCGUUGCCUCGCAGUUCGUUUCUUCACAGCUGGAGCUCUCCAGGGCGCUAUGCUCGCUGGUUUGCCGCGCUACGGGUCUCGAUGCACGUCUGGAGACUUUGAGGGGAUUUCAGUUGAUUGACCAAAUGGCUGGUAGUCAACAGCAUUCGCUGUUUCUCAUUCUGGAGCGCUAUUGUCUGGCCGUGGAAUCGAUUGCUUUUCCUCUGCCCGAGGGCUUCUCUUCGUUCUUUACCUACCUGGGCUAUCGGGCCUUGGAAUUUGACAUGUUCCUGCAGUACGUUGAGAACCAUGUGUUUGAACUGCAGGUGGAUGUGAUGAAGACUAUUGUCUACGAUAUCGAAGACUCCCCACUGGGGAUUGAGCGAAAACUCUUGUUGCUGACAGCCCUGCCCAAACAGCGGGCCCAGAGGCUGCUGAAAUGCUGGCAGCAUCCGGACAGCCUCAUGAUCCGUGGGCGGGAGCAUGCGGCGAACAUCCUUUCGGGCCAACAGCAGGAAGCUCCACACCAGCAGCGACCUUCUGCCGGGGCCAACCAGUUGCGGACCAACGCGAGGAGCGAUCUUAGUGCAGAAACACUGUCUCCUCUGGACUCUUUUCUUGAUUUGCUGACGGCGAAGGCGAGUCUGAAUGAAUUAGACUACAAUUUACUCAUCGAAACGACUCUAAGUUCCAUGGACCAGCUGAAAGUGGAGGAAUAGGUGCUCAUUGUAAAAAUACAUAUAACAUAUAAACAAAACAUUAGUAUAACAUGUAGGCCAAAGUAUUGUGUCAAAAUAUCGAGUAUUUGGGUUAUUAAGUAUGUAUCCUAGUAUAGUCUAAGCUACAUCCUGGCAGGAGGCGGACAGAAGUUAAUAGAAUAUGCUCUCUUUGAAACUUGGCCAUGGCUCGUUCCUAGAUGUUCGAAAGUUUCGGUGUUUAAUUUUAUUUCAAUGGUUCCUAUUGUCAUCAUACAUACGACUAUGUACAAUGUAUAUAGGCUUACAUAAAUUGCCGCUUGUUUUUUGUAUAAUUCGUCAAAUAUUUAUGUAUAAUUGUUUAAUUACGUCUUUUAGUUGUAUAUUAAUAUAAUAUAAGUUGUAAGCUACCGAAGGCCAAACACAAAUAUAAGGGGAUCAGACGUAGAGUGAGUGAGACUCUGCCGCUGAUCCAAUUAAUGCACUAACCCACUAUCCCUCUGCUGACACGCACUCCACUGUAGUUUUGAUAAAAUGCACACAUCGCUUCCUCUUGGAAGUGUGCUACAGUGGUUUUGCACUUGUAAACCCUAGCGUUAGCUUGAUGCCUGGCCAAGUCAUUAGAUAACUGGUAAUUGCAAGAAUAAUUUCAAAGUAUCAAAGUACUGUUUUUAAAACUCUUCGUUUGCCUAUUUUCUUAUUGUCAAAAUCGAUUGUUCGUUAUAAACCAAUAAUAGAAAUACGACCCUGACUGUGAAAUUUUAGAUUUUGGUUGAAUAUAAUUGUUUUGUAGCAUAUUGAAAACAUAUUGAAAUCCAAACGGAUUAACAUCUUAAGUGUCAGUAUUUGAUAAGCUUUCGGCUAGUCUAUGCUUUAAUUUGUUCGAUUUUUUCCAAUCAGUGCAGAUCAACAUUGAUUUCAAAUGAAAACUACCACCAUGAGGUUCGCAGUGUAAUUUUAGAUUCUAAAAGAUUUAUUCUUCGAACAAUGCCAACUUAUCAACCAGACAAUCUACCCUACGUCUUGUGAAAACUACAUUCCACAAAUAGGCUAUGACAGAAAAAUGCACAUUAAACAUUUAAAAUAUUUAUAUAAAGUAAUCGUUUUCUUAGUUUAUGUGUCGCACUAUACUAUUCUAUAAGGUAUGCAUCAAUCGCUUGAAUAAACAAAUUGAAAAAGAUUGCGAAAACAUU
This is a messenger RNA of Drosophila persimilis, 3939 nucleotides long. RefSeq names its product protein pigeon (gene pigeon). Gene Ontology annotation, biological process: positive regulation of amyloid-beta formation. Gene Ontology annotation, cellular component: trans-Golgi network. The record is from RefSeq and is a predicted model, not a curated record. The transcript has 8 exons. Bases 17 to 2770 code for a protein of 917 amino acids. Lineage: Eukaryota; Metazoa; Arthropoda; Insecta; Diptera; Drosophilidae.